This is a messenger RNA of Medicago truncatula (barrel medic), 1026 nucleotides long. RefSeq names its product glycine-rich cell wall structural protein 1. NCBI's taxonomy places the organism in Eukaryota, Viridiplantae, Streptophyta, Magnoliopsida, Fabales, Fabaceae. The transcript has a single exon. The coding region runs from base 1 to 1026 and encodes 341 amino acids. The record is from RefSeq and is a predicted model, not a curated record.
AUGGGUUUCCAAGGAAAAUGGCUUUCUGUGAGUGUUCUUGUUCUCUUCAUUGUUCUUGAUCUUAGCAUGUUUGCUCUUGGUGAUCACAAGCUUGACCAAGAAAGGUAUGGAGAUGAUUAUUGCCGAUAUAGACGUGGACCUCGCUGUAGAGGUUGGGGUGGUCGCCGCGGUGGUGGUGGUUUUGGAGGUGGAGGUGGAAGAGGAGGAGGCUUUGGCGGUGGUGGAGGACUAGGAGGAGGUGGUGGUGGUCGAGGAGGUCUUGGGGGUGGUGGAGGAGGAGGUAGAGGCGGUGGAGGUGUAGGUGGUGGAGCUGGUGGAGGCCUUGGUGGUGGUGGUGGAGGAGGAAGUGGCGGUGGAGGUGGAUUGGGUGGUGGCUCUGGGCAUGGUGGAGGUUUUGGUGCUGGUGGAGGUGUAGGAGGUGGAGCUGGUGGAGGCAUUGGUGGUGGUGGAGGAGGAGGUAGUGGCGGUGGAGGUGGUUUAGGUGGUGGUUCAGGGCAUGGUGGAGGAUUUGGCGCCGGUGGAGGUGUUGGUAGUGGAGCUGGAGGAGGCAUUGGUGGCGGUGGAGGAGGAGGCGGUGGUGGUGGAGGUGGAGUGGGUGGUGGCUCAGGACAUGGUGGUGGAUUUGGUGCUGGUGGAGGUGUAGGCGGUGGAGCUGGAGGGGGCAUUGGUGGUGGCGGUGGUGGAGGAGGAGGUGGUGGUGGUGGAUCAAAUGGUGGCUCAGGGCAUGGUGGAGGGUUUGGAGCUGGUGUUGGUGGUGGUUCAGGAGGCGUAGGUGGUGGAGGUGGUGGAGGCGGUGGGGGAGGAGGAACAGGCGGAGGUUCGGGACAUGGUGGAGGCUUUGGUGCAGGUGGUGGUGUAGGAAGUGGAAGUGGAGCAGGUAUAGGUGCUGGUAGUGGUCAUGGUCAUGGUGGUGGAGGAGGAAUCGGUAUAGGAAUUGGUAUUGGAAUUGGGGUAGGAUCAGGAUCUGGCCAAGGAUCUGGUACCGGUACCGGUUCUGGUGGUGGAGGUGGUGGUGGUAAACAUUAA